CUACCUAGAAGAUGGACCCCAAGAGACUGCCACCGGGAACCCAUCAAGAAGAGUUUAGGAGGAGGAGGACACGGAGAGAAUGGAGACCACUGGAGGACCGCAGUUGCACGGAUCUGCCGUGGUUCCUUCUCUUCACGGUGUUCUGCGUGGGCAUGGGCUGUAUCUGCAGCUACACUAUCGUCACGGGGGGCGCGGCACGCUUGGUCUUCGGCUACGACAGCUACGGCAACACGUGCGGACAGCGCAACGAGCCCAUCGAGGGGGUCCGACUGAGCGGACUUGACCACCGAGACCGGCAAUAUGUCUUCUUCCUGGACCCCUGUAACAUCGACAUCGUCCAGAGGAAGAUCAAAUCCUUGGCGUUGUGCGUGUCGCUCUGCCCCGGCGAGGAGAUGAAGACCUACGAGGACCUCAAGACCUUCGCCAUGCUCAACGGAUCGGAGCUGUGUUCCUACGAGCUGGCGGGGCAUAAGUACCCCGGCCUCCCAGAGAGGUUCGACAAAUGCCCCAAGCUUCCCGUCCCCCCCAGCAAAGCGCUGCCGGUGUUCAACCGCUGCACGCCCGUCGACGUCUCCUGCUACGCUAAGUUCGCGGAGGCGGUGGUGACGUUCGUCAGCGACAACAGCGUGCUGCACCGCCUGAUCGCCGGCGUGAUGGCCAGCAAGGAGAUCAUCAUCGGCCUCUGUUUGCUGGCUCUAGGUCUCUCCAUGAUCCUGAUGGUGAUCAUCCGCUACAUCUCGGCCGUGCUGGUCUGGAUCCUCACCGCCAUGGUCGUCCUGGGCUCCCUCGCCGGAACGAGCGUGCUGUGGUGGCUGUACAUCGACCACCGGUUGUUCUCCAACACCACGGCGCCCCGGGUUGCCAAGGAAACCAGCGAGGAGGCGGAGCUGGACCUGGACAAGAGGCAGGCCCUUCUGGUCUACGCUGCCUCCGCCACUGUCUUCACGGUGAUCCUGUUGUUGCUGAUGCUGUUCAUGAGGAAGCGUGUCGCGCUGACCAUCGCCCUGUUCCACGUGGCGGGCAAGGUGUUCAUCCACCUGCCGCUGCUCACGCUGCAGCCCUUCUGCACCUUCCUGGCCCUGCUGGUCUUCUGGAUCUACUGGGUCCUCGUGCUGCUGUUCCUCGGGACCACCGGGAACCCUCAGCAGAGCGAGGAGACGGGCCUCACAGAGUUCCGUCUGACGGGCACGCUGCAGUACCUGACCUGGUACCACGCCGUGGGCCUGGUGUGGAUCAGCGAGUUCAUCCUGGCCUGCCAGCAGAUGACGGUGGCCGGGGCGGUGGUCACCUACUACUUCACCAGGGAUAAGAACCGCCUCCCGCUGACUCCCAUCCUGUCGUCUGUGCUGCGAUUGCUCCGUUACCACCUCGGGACCGUUGCCAAGGGCUCCUUCAUCAUCACACUGGUCAAGGUCCCGCGCCUCGUCCUCAUGUACCUCCACAACCAGCUCAAAGGAAAGGAGAAUGCGUGUGCCCGCUGUCUGCUGAAGACCUGCAUCUGCUGCUUGUGGUGUUUGGAGAAGUGCCUCAACUAUCUCAAUCAGAACGCCUACGCAGCGACCGCCAUCAACAGCACCAGCUUCUGCACCUCAGCCCGCGAUGCCUUCGUCAUCCUGGUGGAGAACGCUCUGAGGGUGGCGGCCAUCAACGCCGUGGGCGACUUCGUCCUGUUCCUGGGGAAGGUGCUGAUCGUGACGUCCACGGCGUUCGCCGGCGUGCUGCUCCUCAACUACCAGAGGGACUUUGCGGAGUGGCUCCUGCCGCUGUUCAUCGUGUGUCUCUUCUCCUUCCUGGUGGCCCACUGCUUCCUCUCCAUCUUCGAGAUCGUGGUGGACGUCCUGUUCCUGUGCUUCGCCAUCGACACCAAGUACAACGACGGCACGCCGGGGAAGGAGUUCUACAUGGACAAAGCCCUCAUGGAGUUUGUGGAGAGCAGCAGGAGGUUGGAGCGGGUGGUGGAGCGCGGGCGGAGCCGGGUGAAGGAGGCGGUGGUGUCGGAAGGAGCUGAGAUGAAGCCCAUGGCUCCAGGAACAAGUUCAGCUUGACCAAAAUCACAGAAUGGGACUUACAAAAAAAGACAUUCCAAAAUGUUUAUUUUUACCAAUGUGUAACAUGUUUACUAUGGUUUCACUCCAGGGAAUACAAUAUUUUAAUAAGAAACUGUAAAAAAAAUAUAAUAACAAUGUAAUGAAGCACUUUAUAUUGAAGCGCUGCAUAUUUUAAAAAAGGCUGAUGCAUUUUUCGUAGUGAUGUCCUUUUUUAUAUAAGACUAAAAACGAUUGCCAUCUAGUUGGAACACUGUACUAAUAUGUCUUGAGUCACCUUUGUUUAUUGUUUUCUUCUGCAUAGCGAAUAACUAGAACAUUUGGUCGGAGAUGUCGGUUUUUUUUUUAUUUUCACAACCUAAUCGUGAGAGCACAUCUUAGUCUUGUGUUUUCUAAUCAACCGCUGAAAUACAUCAGUAAGUACGUAGGCUUUACUAAGUAACCCAGACUCUGCAUCACACACCAUGCAGCGAUAGAAAUGACUCCCUCUCUCUCCUGUUGUGUGUCGAGUGUUUAUACCAGAAUGAUUGAGGAUGUUCGGGGCGUUUUUGCAGCGUAAUACUUCUCUGUACUGUAUGUAAAAACACAAACUGACUGUACGGACUUUUGAGAUGUUUCUUUCUCCCGCCUCUUUUAAACUUUUCUUGAAUUGUUGGGCUGCCCUGAUCGAAAUAAGACCAACUUCCUCCUUCAGCCCCCUCUAGUGGUCAGCUGCAGGUAUGGCAGAUUUGUAGUGGUUUCAACAGAAUUCGUGAUUUCGUUUUCUAUUGACGUAAACGUAAAGUUCCAGAAGGGUGAGUGGGGCUGGAGUUUUAGCGUGUCAUCGAGUGGAUCAUGUCUAUGGAUCUCUACUUGAACAAAUAUUUUUCUGUCCGGUUCUGGUUACGGUUACAUUUUCACUCUCACUCCUCUUAUCUUUGAAUGACAGACUUUGCAACUCAUUUCAGUGACCAUGGCGACAUGCAAUACCAUGACGUGACUGACGUCAUUCUACUCCAUAGUGGACCUAAAUUUUCAAGGACGGAUAGUGGCACACAUCUACUCUGAUGUUUAUUCUAGACUACGUUAUUUGGUUGAAUCAUUGUUGAAAUGAAUUGAUUGAUAGAGGGUUGAACUGGUGCCAAACAGCUUGUCCCCCAAAUGGUUGAGGUUCUAGAUCUCCGGUAGCCCCUCCCCCCACCACCACCUGCCCGUGCUCCCUAGCUCAGUCCAACCUGUAGAGGUGGACAUGGCCGCUGGAUCUUGACAGCCUGCAAUAAAAGAGCAGGUCCCAUUGCAACGUGAAACGCUCCUCAAACAUGUCUUCCUUGAUUUUUUUUUUUUUUUUUUUAAUUUCAACCUCAUACAAUCCGGGACUUUAUGUCCUGGAACAGCUGUGAAGUUGAUAAGAGAUGGGCGAUUCAACGAGACAAGAUGUUGGAGCCAUGAAUCUCCUCUUCAUCUCAACCUCUGCCGGGAUUCACAGCAAGGUGACCAUCACAGCAGGUGCCGUCUUAAUAUUUGAUCGCAAUACCUUGAUCAUUCAGCAAGAAGCAUCCGGGUGUCAGCAUUAUUUUGAUUCUGCCUAACUCUUUGGUUGGAGGUUUUUAAUGUUGCUCUGACAACCUUAAGAUUUAGUUCAAGAUAAAGAAAAAAAAGAAAAAGGCCUUUAGACUAUAAUGUCCUAUUGUUUUAUGGGGCCACAUGUCCCUCUGUGGCUGUAAUGGGGUCAGGGGUGAACUGUUGGUAGGAGGGGAGCAGAGUUUUACAAAGGCCCCUGUUUUACCACAACAUUGAUGUUGUCGACUUUGCGGACUGUACCAACUGGAAGGCUGAGCUAUCAGUCAUACAUAGUUGCACACUCCCACUUGUGAUGUUGGUGGUGCAGAUUUUAAAAUAAACAGGCGAUUGUCCCCUUAUUUGACCCAGCUAAACAAAAUGCUACCUUUUUCUGGAAAGGGUUUGUGAAUAAGUCAUUUUGUAAAGGAUGGAUACAGUGUGAUGAUCAUGAUUCAAAUGAACACAGGGUGUAAUGUUCUUAAUGAUUAUUUGAAAACGUGUGACGUUCUAGAUGGGGCUUUGGAUUAAUGUGGUUUGUGUAUUAUAGCAGACCGGCUAGACCCGGUGUACCGUGUUGGAUGAAAUUGUAAAUCACUGGGGAUUAAUUAAUGGAUACAGAUGGCCCUGACUGUUUCAAUAUUUCUUUAUUUUCUAAGAAAAAACCCUCUUCCCUCAUAAACAUGAGUAAAAUAAAAUGGGAGUUAUGUGCCAGUAUGGAAAAAUCUUUCUAAAAAUUGAUACAUUUUAAAAUAUGGAUUGCAGGGAAAUAACCCUGCAAAAUAAUGGUUUUCAGUGACAAUAUGAUAUUAGACGUACAUAUAUAAAUACAUUUAUUUUGCCAAAAUGGCUUUUGAAUAAAAUUCCUCGUAUAGUCUGUGUAAUUAUCUUCUGGAAUACAUUACAUUUUACACUAAGACUUAGAUAUGAAAUAAGAGCAUGUUAGAUGGAAACAAUAAAAAAAAAAAACCUUAAUGUUACCGCAAGACUCGAUGCUCAAAGCAUGUUACAAAUUGCACUACUUUGACGGUAUUUAAUUUCAACACUGAAAUAAGUAGGCCUAUUUGUGUUUCUAAUUGCUACUGUUUAGCAGAGUCAGUCAAGUAGUAAAUAGAAACUUCUGUUACGUAAAGAUAGUCUCUGGAUAGUGCGGCCUCUCGUACCUUUCAGAAGACGAGAAUGUAAUCUACGCCUUUACUGAAAUCAGUUAAUCUUAUGUGAAGUCUUACAGAACAGCUUUCUCAGCUUUAUUUUGUUAAACAUUUCGUCGUGUGCCUCACCUGCAGUCUAUUAUAGAGAAUCACUGGACCAGAUAAACCUCUCAUUAUUCAGAAACAAAUUUUUACAUAAAUUCACCCACAGAAUAAGCAUUGACGUAUACCAUCAGUAUGGGUUUCCAGGAUAGUUUCUUAUCACAAUUAGGAAACUUCAAAAAAAAUGUUGGGGAAAAGGUUUUGGGCUUUUCUCUGUUGCCCUUGUGCCCACAGACCGUCAAGCAAGCUUCAGGUCUCUCUGCCAAACAAACACCAAGUGGAAGGACCACCAGAAGGGACUGGUUGUGUGAACUGGUUGUUCAGGGUAGGAACUGCGCAGUUGUCGUUAGUAUUUUGGGAUUCUUGGCUCCUGGUGUGUAAAAGGCAGCUCUCUGAUUGGCUUCAGCCCUAAGACGUUAUUUGUUUAAGCAUCCCCUGAGGACGGAAGCUGGAAGUGGGGCCAAAAUGUAUUGUUGGGGGCGGAGCUUCACUUGGUAGCCCCUCCUCUCCUGAGCACCCCUCCCCCCCCCCCUCCCUCAUUACGAUUUCUGUUGUCACAACU
This is a messenger RNA of Gadus chalcogrammus (walleye pollock), 5396 nucleotides long. RefSeq names its product solute carrier family 44 member 1b (gene slc44a1b). The transcript is spliced from 16 exons. The record is from RefSeq and is a predicted model, not a curated record. Gene Ontology annotation, biological process: transmembrane transport. The coding region runs from base 12 to 2045 and encodes 677 amino acids. Gene Ontology annotation, cellular component: membrane. Gene Ontology annotation, molecular function: transmembrane transporter activity. Lineage: Eukaryota; Metazoa; Chordata; Actinopteri; Gadiformes; Gadidae.